CAGGCAUGCUGGGAGUUGUAGUAGCGAUGACGCCACUUCCGGGCCGGCUGCCUGGGCCCUGUGGUGGAUUUCGGUGUCAUGGUCACGUCUAGAACCAGAAACUAUGGAUAUACUUUUCAGAAUAAGAGGAGGCCUUGAUCUGGCUUUUCAGCUAGCAACCGCUAAUGAAAAUUUUAUCAAGAAGGUACUAACGCAUGUAUUGAGUGACCUGACAACCAAACUUUCUUCAAAUGCACUUGUAUUCAGAAUAUGCCGCAGUUCAGUUUAUAUAUGGCCUAAUAGUGGCAUAAACACCAUUCCAGGAGAACUGAAUGAUAGCUCUGCUUGCAAGAACAUAAUACGCUUUAUUCAAUUUGAUCAGGAAGACACAAAACGAAAAUUCAUAAGAAAGAAGGACAAACAGUUAUCAGACAUGCCUCAAAUAGUAAAUAUAGAUCUUAUGCUGGAAAUGUCAACUUCUCUGGCAGCUAUAACCCCCAUUAUUGAAAGGGAAACUGGGGGACACCACUAUGUCACUAUGACCUUGCCAGUGGAUGCAGUUGUAUCUGUUGCUCCAGAAGAAACAUGGGGAAAAGUUUGUAAACUUCUAGUGGAUGCAAUUCAUAAUCAACUAACUGAUAUGGAGAAGUGUAUUUUGAGAUAUAUGAAAGGAACAUCUAUUGUGGUCCCUGAACCAUUGCACUUUUUAUUACCAGGAAGGAAAAGUCUUGUAACAAUUUCAUAUCCAUCAGGAAUUUCGGAUGAUCAGCUGCAGGCCUAUAGAAAGGAGUUACAUGAUGUCUUCAAUCUGCCUCAUGACAGACCUUAUUUCAAAAGAUCUAAUGCUUACCACUUUCCAGAUGAACCAUACAAAGAUGGUUACAUUAGAAAUCCUCAUACUUAUCUUAAUCCACCUAACAUGGAAGCUGGUAUGAUUCAUGUGGUCCAGGGCAUAUAUGGUUAUCAUCAUUACAUGCAGGAUCGGAUAGAUGACAAUGGCUGGGGCUGUGCUUACCGAUCGCUGCAAACUAUCUGCUCUUGGUUCAGACAUCAGGGAUACACAGAGAGACCCAUUCCAACACACAGAGAAAUUCAGCAGGCUCUUGUUGAUGCCGGUGACAAACCAGCAACAUUUGUCGGCUCACGGCAAUGGAUUGGAUCUAUUGAAGUACAGCUGGUACUAAACCAAUUGAUUGGUAUAACUUCAAAAAUACUCUUUGUCAGCCAAGGCUUAGAAAUGGCCUCUCAAGGACGGGAACUGGCUAAUCAUUUCCAGAGUGAAGGCACGCCAGUAAUGAUUGGGGGAGGAGUUUUGGCCCAUACCAUACUAGGAGUUGCGUGGAAUGAAAUUACAGGACAGAUAAAAUUUCUGAUUCUAGAUCCACAUUAUACAGGUACAGAAGAUCUGCAAGUUAUUUUAGAAAAGGGCUGGUGUGGAUGGAAGGGCCCAGACUUUUGGAACAAGGAUGCUUACUAUAACUUAUGUCUCCCUCAGCGACCAAAUAGUAUUUAAAUUGUCUUGCAUGCAAAAGAUUGUAGUAAAGUGUAAUUACAAAUUUGUUAAUAAAAAGUUUAAGUUCAAAUUAAAU
Fukomys damarensis (Damara mole-rat) is the source of this 1568-nucleotide messenger RNA. It is a transcript of the gene Ufsp2, whose product is annotated as UFM1 specific peptidase 2. The record is from RefSeq and is a predicted model, not a curated record. The coding region runs from base 104 to 1492 and encodes 462 amino acids. NCBI's taxonomy places the organism in Eukaryota, Metazoa, Chordata, Mammalia, Rodentia, Bathyergidae. The transcript is spliced from 12 exons.